AUGGCAGUUUCGAGAGCGCUCGUCCUCGGCGUCCUGCUGGCGAUCGCCGUCGCCAAUGCCGAGGCAGCGUCCGUCGUGGUCGGCCAGGUCAAGUGCGCCGACUGCACCAAGAAGAACUUGAAGGCCGAGGAAGCCUUCAAGGAUCUUCAGGUGGCGAUCAAGUGCAAGAACGUCCACCGCGACUACGAGAGCAAGGCGGUGGGUGCCCUGGACCGCACCGGCGCCUUCAACGUGCCCCUGGCCGCCGACCUCCAUGGCGCCGACUGCGUCGCGCAGCUCCACAGCGCUGCUUCCAACGCGCCGUGCUCCGGCCAGGAGCCAUCCAAGAUCGUGCCGGUGUCCGAGGGCACCACCUUCGGCGUCAUGGCCGGCGCCAACACUGCCACGCCGUCCGCGGCGUCGCCUGAGUGCGCGUCCAUGACCCUGUGCGGGCCGAUCAAGAAGCACAUCAUCGAGCACUUCCACCACAAGAAGCCCGUGCUGCCCAAGCCGGAGCCCAAGCCCCAGCCCCACCCGGACUACGGCCCCGUGCCCAAACCCGAGCCCAAGCCGCAGCCCCAGCCGGACUACCACUCCGUCCCUCCCACACCCACCUAUGGCGGCGGCGGCGGCGGUGGAUACCACGGCCACCACUGAGUCUGGUCUGCCACUGUCCGGCUAAGCACCAAAAUCUCAUCACCGGUUACAUGAUCAGUGUCAGUGAGUGAUCGACG
Triticum dicoccoides is the source of this 713-nucleotide messenger RNA. RefSeq names its product proline-rich protein 4-like. Bases 1 to 636 code for a protein of 211 amino acids. The transcript has 2 exons. The record is from RefSeq and is a predicted model, not a curated record. NCBI's taxonomy places the organism in Eukaryota, Viridiplantae, Streptophyta, Magnoliopsida, Poales, Poaceae.